Symbiodinium sp. CCMP2592 is the source of this 7368-nucleotide messenger RNA. The record is from the annotation of a GenBank genome assembly. Lineage: Eukaryota; Dinophyceae; Suessiales; Symbiodiniaceae.
AUGCCGUUUCCGUACGCAUGGGUCAAAUUGAGCCAAUCCGGAGAUGCAGAAAGAACAGUCACUCCCCGAGCAGGUCACACCCUGACGCCUAUGUCGCAAGGUUUCUUCCUGUUUGGUGGCAUGGAUGGCAGAAGGAAUGAUCAGGGCAAUCCUGCUCCCAAUAGCGACCUUUUCAAGCUGAAGCUCGGUGCUCGAGGCGAAUAUGAGUGGUCUCCCAUUGAGCUGGAUGCAGCUUCGCAGGUUCCGCCUGCAAGAACGCUGCACUCUGCCAUCGCCACAAGCGCAGAUGAGAUCUUCAUCUGGGGAGGAAUUCACUCAGCUAUGCCGUUCCAGACGCUCCAGGAUGGGUGGAUUCUGGACACUUCCUGCAUGGAGUGGAAGAAGGUUCACUUUAAGGCUGCCCCGACAGGGAAUCGAGGGUCAGCGUCCAGGCGGAUGUCCGGACUCAUCCAGGAUCGCUCCGCUGAUGAAGCGGGAAGGAAAAAGAGCUCCUCGCUGAAACUGCGCGGCUCCAAAGCGCGUGCCUCGAUGAGUGGCAGGGCUGGCAGCAUCAGCUUCUCCAGCUUAGCGGGCGCCGCCACCCGGGCCGUGGCCGACCGAAGAGGCUCCAGCCGUACGAUGGCCGCCGGUGGCGGUGGUGGCGGUGCCGGGUCGAGCAAGAAAUGGCAUGGCAUCCUCCAGAAGAAGAUGGGGAUGAUGCUCAGUGGUACUCAGGGCAGGGGCGGUGCCGGCGGCAGCACGAUGAAAAUGCGCAAGGCCAACGCCCCGAACCCGGGAGGGAACAUCAUGACCACCAGCGAAGAGCAGUUCCAUGAGGAGCUGGUGGCCAUGGUUUCCCAGGGACAGCGAGAUGACGGGAGUGCAUCGGAUCCGAACGCACCGCCGCCCCGGUCCAACCACACCACGAGCCUCCACGAGAACUCAGUGGUGCUUUUCGGCGGCCACGGAGGCGUUGGUUAUCAACGCAAGCCGUUCAACGAUACCUGGGUGCUGAAUCUGGACAACCAGCGAUGGACGGAGCUCGCCUGCCACGGCAAUCCGCCGCCUCCCCGUUCCGGGCAUCAGGCCUUCGCAAAGGAUGGCUGUGUGUACAUAUUCGGCGGCUGGAACAACGAGCAGCAGUUCAACGACCUGUUCAUGCUGGACAUUGAAAACAAGGACUGGUCAGACGUCGACCUUUCCUGGGGUGUGCCACGCUGGAACUGCUCUCUGCAGCUCGUGGAAGCCAUCCCAUCUUGGCGGGUCUUCGUCUUUGGCGGCACCGCCGAUGUCUACGGCGAGGGCCGCACCGGGGGCGUUUUCGACAACAAGAUCGGGGUGCUAGACAUGGGGGAGCCCAUGAGGUGGAGCGAUCCGACCCUGGACAUGAAAGGGGAGGACGCCCACCCACCGCCGCGUGAGCACUCGGCGAUCUGCUACGACCCGGAGGAGUCUCGGCUCGUGAUCUUCGGCGGCUGGGCGAACAAGUGGCUGGACGACGUGUGGCAAAUCAACGUGUCGUCCAUCGUGGGCCCGCCCUAUGCCAUUACCAAGGUAGAGCCGCCCUUGGGCCCUGUCACAGGCAACAUGAAAGUUACAGUGUACGGUGUGGGCUUCCAGUCCACAAACGGCAUGGUGAUCAUCGAGUUUUCCAGCGGCAAGCUCACGGCCACAACGCAGGGAAACGUGAUCAACGAUGAAGUUAUCGAGUGCAACACGCCCUGUGUCGCUGGAAACAUCGGGCCCAAAGAGUGCCAGGUCAAAGUGCAAAUUGGCCCUCGAGAUUUCACAACCACAGUGGCGCACUACACCUACUUCCUCAACUCCAUUGCGGAGAAGUCGCUGUGCUUCGGCCCAGGUGUGCUCCAGGAGCAGCAAGCCAACAUGGAGACUCGCUUCAUGAUCCAGGCCCGAAAUCAGCUCGGGGAGAACCGCAAGUCUGGGCGUGACGAGUUCAUGGUCACCGUGCAGCAGAAGGUUCUCAACUCUGAGGGCAAGGAGGUCUUCCGCGAUGUGUGCUUUGAGUUGAACGAUCUGAACGACGGCAAGACGGAGGUCAAGUACAUGGCCGACGAGGGCGAGUUGGUGAUCCAUGUGAAACUCAUGGACGAGAAUAACAAGCCCCGGCCGAUUCGCGGCUCGCCGUUCCGUCCAACGUUGACCAAGAUGGCAAGAAACCGAGCCAAUGAGUACUCAGGACCCGUGGUGACUGCCUGGUUGUCCUCCACGCUGAAGAGCCUGGACGAGUUCUACCAGACUACCAACACCGGCCACCAGACGAAGCUGAAGGAGGGAGACGUGAUGAACUUGAUCAAGGUCAUGAAUCACAUCAAGGACAUGUACGAUCAGGAAGACACCUUGAUUCUCCGACAGGACGAGAUUGUGGAGACGCUGUCGCAGCUCGAGCGGGAGGGCCUGCCCAGCGACAAGCAGAUGAAGCAGCUGAAGAAGAUCGGCGCCAACCUCACUCAGUUGAAGCAGGACAUCGUGGCCAAGGAGAAGGAGAUCCAGCCUAUGGUUCAGAAGGAGAGCGACUUCUACAAGAAGGCCAUUGCGGACUUCGAGAACGAGCUCAAAACGUACCAGGGCGGUCUCAAGAAGGAGGCAUACUACUUCUACAAGAGUGGGCUCGAGCUGGCACAGAAGCGCCUGCAGGAUGUGACCACGGAUUUGGACAACUUCGACAAGCGCAUGGAGGAUCUUCUGCACAUCGCCACGAACUUCAACUAUCCGGAGGAGCUCAACAACUCGAAGAAGAUCAUGCAGGCGAUGCGCGAGGAUGUAGCGAACUGCAAGGGCCUCUGGGAGUUCGAAGUCCAGCGCAUCAAGAUCACCGAGGGCUUCCUCGUGGUGCGCUGGGGCAAGGUCGUGGCCGGCGACAUGGAGGACGAGAUCAAGGCUUUGUUCAAGAAGUUGAAGGAAGUCAAGGUCGACCGCAAGUGCGACGCCUUCAUGGGGGUGCAGGACGUGGUGAAGAAGUGGACCGUGUUCUGCCCUCUCGUCGGGGAGCUGCGCGACCCCGCCAUGCGCGCAAGACACUGGGCGCAGCUGAUGGACCAGUGUGGGAAGUCCAUCACCGUGACACCUGACAUCCUCCUCCGGGAUAUGUGGAACUUGGAGUUGCACAAGAACCCGGACUUCGUGGAGGACACGGCGGACCAGGCCAAGCAAGAGAUGAAGAUGGAGAACACUCUGAAGAAGCUUCAGAAGGAGUGGGCCGAAGUUGACUUCCAGUUUGAGAGUCACCGCGGCACGGAAGUCAUGCUCAUGAAGCUGGCAGAUGACAAGUUCGAGAUGCUCGAGGAGCAUCAAGUGCAAGUGCAGAACAUGUUUGCCUCUCGGUUCCUCUCGACCUUCGAGACAGAGGUGGUCUCGUGGCAGAAGACUCUGGCGAACAUUGCGGAGGUCUCGCAGCUGCUGUCCGAAGUGCAGCGAUCGUGGGUCUUCCUGGAGAAUUUGUUCAUCUUCAGUGAUGAGGUGAAGAAAGAGCUGCCGGAGGAGAGCGACAAGUUCGUCGGCAUCGAUAUGGACGUCAAGGAGAUCCUGAUGAACGGAUUCCAGGUCAAAGCCACAAAGGACUUCUGCAAUCAAGGAAACAUCUUCCAGAAGCUGGAGAAGGUGCAGGGUGCUCUGGAGAUGUGCCAGAAGGCACUGAACGAGUUCAUGGACAGCAAGAAGCGGGCCUUCCCUCGCUUCUACUUCAUGUCCUCCAACGAUCUGCUAGAUGUGCUGAGCAACGGUAACCAGCCGGCCAAGGUGAUCCCACAGUUCCCCAAGUUCUUCAUCGCCAUCGACAGCUACACACUGGAGUUUCCGGACGGAGAGGACAACCGGCCGCACGCCGUUGGCAUGAGCGCUUGCGUCGGCAAGGAGUACGUUCCGUUCCCGGAGCCGCUGCCACUGCUCGGCAAGGUUGAGUCCUACCUGGACAAGUGCAUUGAGUGGUUCCAGAAAGCCUUGAAGUUCUUCGCCAAGCAGGACAAGGAGAAGUACUUCACUGAGGGCUGUAUGGAGGACGGCACGAAGCGAGGUGAGUUCAUUGCCAAGAGUCAGGCCGCACAGUGCGCUCUGCUGGUACAGCUCAUCACCUGGGUGAUGCUCGUGGAGACUGGCUUCCAGGGUGCUCAGGACGGCAAAGAGGAGGCCGUGAAGGAAGCCUGGGAGGAGAGCCACCGGUUGCUUCUGAGCUUGAUUGAGAAGACCAUGACGAACUUGGACAAGCCCACACGGCAGAAGAUCAUGUGUGCCAUCACUCUAGAUGCCCACAAUCGUGACGUUCAGGAGCGUCUGGUCAUGGAGAAGGUGAACACUAAGGAUGCUUUCCAGUGGCAGAGCAUGUUGAAGUGCUACUGGAAGGAGGACAUCGACGAUGCAACCAUGGAGAUCGCCGAUGCCAAGUUGCCCUAUGGCUAUGAGUACCUGGGCAACGGCCCGCGCCUGGUUGUGACGCCGCUGACGGACCGAAUCUACGUCACAGCGACCCAGGCUCUGCACUUGUGCAUGGGCUGCGCACCGGCGGGCCCUGCCGGCACCGGUAAGACAGAAUCGACGAAGGACUUGGCCAACGCGGUGGCCAAGGCCUGCUAUGUCAUCAAUGCAGCACCGGAGAUGGACUACCUGACUUUGGGUGACAUCUACAAAGGGCUCUCGGCCAGCGGCUCGUGGGGCUGCUUCGAUGAGUUCAACCGUUUGGUGCCCGAGGUGCUCUCCGUGUGCACAGUGCAGUUCAAGGCGGUCUGCGAUGCGAUCAAGGCUAAGCAGCAGCGCUUCAUGCUGCAAGGCGACGAGAUCAAUCUGAACCCGCAGGUGGGCUGCUUCAUCACCAUGAACCCGGGCUACCUGGGCCGUUCGGAGCUGCCUGAGGGUCUGAAGGCCCUCUUCCGUCCCAUUACUGUCAUGGUGCCGGACUUCAAGCUGAUCAUGGAGAACAUGUUCAUGGGUGAAGGCUUCACCGAGGCCAAAGCCUUGGGCUUGAAAUUCUCCACGCUCUAUGCACUGAACAAGGACCUGCUCUCGCAGUCGAAGAAGUAUGAUUGGGGCAUGCGCGCCAUCAAGUCCGUGCUGGUCGUGGCCGGCGGCUUCAAGCGAGCUGAUGCCAGCUUGUCCGAGCAAGCUGUGCUCAUGCGCUCCUUGCGAGACACCAACGUGGCCAAGAUCGAAGGUGACGACCUGAAAAUCUUCAUGGGCCUGUUAGCCGACCUGUUCCCAGGAAUCGACGUGCCGCGUGCCCGCGACUAUGAAAUGGAGGAAGUGCUGGUGGACGUCAUGCAGGCGGACUAUGGUUACACGCAUGAUCCGGACGGCUACCUCCUGCUGAAGAUCACGCAGCUGAUUGAGUUGCUAGGAAUCCGUCACUGCGUCUUCUUGAUGGGCAAUCCGGGAAGCUUCAAAUCCGCAAUGUGGAAAAUUCUGAAGAACGCGAAGACGCGACGGGGUGAGAAGACCACGGUCGUCGAUUUCAGUCCCAAGGCUAUUUCCACGAACGAGCUUUACGGCUUCGUGAACAUGCAGACGCGCGAGUGGAAGGAUGGAAUUAUCUCCAAGGUCAUGCGCGAUCUUGGCCAGAUUCCUGACACGCACCCGAAGUGGAUCAUGCUGGAUGGCGAUCUGGAUGCCAACUGGAUUGAGUCCAUGAACAGUGUCAUGGACGACAACCGGCUGCUGACCUUGCCCUCCAACGAGCGAAUCCCCUUGAAGGUGCACAUGAAGAUGAUCUUCGAGAUCCGAGACCUGAACUAUGCCACGCCUGCCACGGCCACACGUGCGGGUAUCGUCUGCAUGGAUGACACCUUCGGCGUCCAAUGGCGAUCCUAUGUGAAGAGCUGGAUCAAGAAGCAGGAGCAUCCGGACAACGUGAAGGAGCAGCUGUGGACAUUCUUCGAGAGGUGCGGAUCCAGCACUACGCUGUGGAUGCUCAAGAACACCAAGAUCUUGGUUCCCAUGGUCGACAUCUGUCUUAUCAGCGCUUGCUGCAGUCUCUUGGACAACCUCCUCAACCCGUCCAACUACGACUCACUGGAGUAUUGGUUCAUGUUCUGCUUCACCUCGGCCGUUGGCUUGUGCCUCUCGGAGGUGGAUGGCGUCGACUACCGCAAGAACUUCAGCAACUGGUGGAAGGGCGAGAUGAAGAAUGUCAAGUAUCCGUCCAAGGGAGGCAUCUUCGACUACUACGUCAAAGAUGCCAAGUUCGAGGAGUGGUCUUCCGCAGUGGAGAACCUCGAGUACUCCAGCGAGACGCCCAUGGGCGAAGUGACGGUCCCCACGAACGAGACCGUGGCGAUGACCUUCUUGAUGAGGGCUCUCUUCGAGCAGCAUCAUCCGGUCAUGCUGAUCGGACUCGCCGGGUGCGGAAAGACCCAGUCCUGCUUGGGCUUGCUGAAGUCGCUUCCGCCGGAUGUGUUCACCUACUAUGCCAUGAACAUGAGCUACUACACGGACUCCACAUUGCUGCAGACGAUGAUGGAGAAUCCGCUGGAGAAGAAGGCCGGCAAGCUGUAUGCACCUCCGGGAAAGCUGCAGCUCAUUUACUUCGUGGAUGACUUGAACAUGCCGGCCCUGGAUAAGUAUAACACCCAGUCAGCCAUUGAGCUGAUGAAGCAGAAGCAGGACUACGGCCAUUGGUACGAUCGAGCCAAGAUCUUGAUCAAGGACAUCGGCAACACACAGUACGCGUGCUGCAUGAAUCCUACCGCCGGCUCCUUCGUGGUCAACCAGCGGCUGCAGCGCCACUUCUGGACCUGUGCCGUUCCCUUCCCGGAGCAGUCUGCCUUGCUGACCAUUUACUCGACCUUCAUGAAGGGCCACUUUGACCGUCUGCCCUUCAAGGGCCCAGUGCAGGAGCAGGUCUCAGGCAUCAUCAAGGCUGCCCUCAGCCUGCACUCGAUGGUGGUCAGCAACUUCAGAAAGACGGCCAGCAACUUCCACUACGAGUUCAACAUCCGUCACAUGAGCGGCGUCUUCGGUGGCCUCUUGCAGGCAAAGCCCGGAGAGUUCGCGGAUGCGGAGAAGGUGGUUCUCCUUUGGAUCCAUGAAAGCGAGCGCAUCUAUGGAGACCGGCUCGUUAGUCCUUCUGAUCUGAAGAAGUACCGAGCGUUGGCAGCUGACUUGAGCAAGAAGAUGUUCGGCAAGUUCAACUUCCAGAAGUACUUCCAGGAGAAGAAUCCCGAGCCGCUGGUGUUUGCUCCUUUCUCCAAGGGCAUUCAGGAGAUGGAUGGCGGAGGUUUCUACGACAAGAUUCCGAGCACAGAGCGAUUGAGCCACCUUCUGGGUGAAGCGCUGCGCGAGCUCCUGGACGGAGGAUACGCAGCGUCUCACUCUUAUGCGGGACAGCAGCCGCAAGCAAAUUUAUCUGAUGUGAUCACAGCAUUAGCCAAGAAGGAUAUCACGUAG